AUGGGAUCAACCCUGACUGCCUCAUUUAUUCCAGAAGACCACAUAGUGACGAUAACGACCACAAUCACACAUACCAACAUUCUUGCGUGGAAGCUAGCAAAUAGAAUGACAGCCUCAAAAACUACCUCAGGCUCCAGCGCAACAUCCAGCGACUGGAGUUCAGGAAAUUCUCAGUUGAUAUCUGGGUUUUCCUCGGGUAAUAAAAGCAAUACCAAGUUGGCACUAGCCAUUGGAUUAUCUGUUGGACUUGGAUGUGCUCUGCUGCUGAUCCUUGUGAUUCUCUACUUUCUGGUUUACAAAAAAGUUCUUUGCAGUCCCUCUGAGAAAGAAUAUGAUGAGAACGACUACGAAAAUUCAGAUUUCGGGUAUCAGAAGACAGAAAUAUUCAGGGCCGAGCCAGAACGGGACUACUUUGCACGAGUUGGAAACGUUCCACAACCGGCAUGGGUUACAACACCAACAUCUGCAGUACGCAGUUGGUUUCAUCGUCGUAGUGACAAUGUGGAACUUGACAAAAUCGACAACUCGCCCCAGGUAAUGCUGAAGAAGUUCAAACUGGGAGAGCAUGCGGCGUCCGAAUCCAGCUCUAGUUUGGCAUCUUCCGAGAAAAUAAAACCUCAGCUAAUAAGAGCUUCACCAGCAGUAUUACCACCAACCUUGGGCAGAGUUCCAAGGGAACAUCAUUCAGAAAAGCCGCUUCCCCCGGUUCCUGGGAUCGCCCUUAGAGGACUUGAGAGGCCGCAACUUUUGCCAAAAGACAUAUAUCGCGUGCAAAGGGCUUAUGGAAGAAUCAGAAGCGACGAAAUGGGGCUGAAAAUUGGCGAACAUGUGACCAUUCUGAAACGCCACAAAGAUGGGUGGAUGUACGCUGAGAAGGUGGAGCCGUAUGGGUCCACCUGGAAGCUCAAUGGAGAGCGUGGAAUGAUUCCAGCCAUGGCCGUUGGGGCCAGUUUGGAGCGCUAG
Molecule: messenger RNA, 963 nt
Organism: Kuraishia capsulata CBS 1993
Lineage: Eukaryota; Fungi; Ascomycota; Pichiomycetes; Pichiales; Pichiaceae
Exons: 1
Coding region: 1-963 (320 amino acids)
Molecular function (GO): protein binding
Source: RefSeq, a predicted model, not a curated record